Messenger RNA from Wyeomyia smithii (pitcher-plant mosquito), 1266 nucleotides. Its product is annotated as kielin/chordin-like protein. The coding region runs from base 279 to 1178 and encodes 299 amino acids. Lineage: Eukaryota; Metazoa; Arthropoda; Insecta; Diptera; Culicidae. The transcript is spliced from 5 exons. The record is from RefSeq and is a predicted model, not a curated record.
GUGCAGCGUUGGGACCGGAGCGAUGACGUGAUUGUCGCCUGUGUGCCUUCUAUUUUGCAACCGGUUGCCGCGCGUGAAACGUCACAGUCACAGUCCCAGUGGCACGAUCGUAUAUAAGUUAGUGUUUAUCAUAAAUCCAACCAGUUCCAAUACCGGUUCGGUGCUGGCGUGAUAUCGGUUCUUGAGCUUACCAGUGCGCGGAUUUGUGUGGGUGGCUUGAAUAACAAAUAGAUUGAUAGUGUUUCCCAGAAGUGUUUUUAUAGCUCCAGUCUAGUGCAAUGAUGGACAAGGUCGUGGCUGUCGCAGCGAUGCUGCUCUGUUUUAUUGUUACGUUCUGUCUAUCAGCACAGAUAGAAAUCUCGGCCACUACUGCCUCCAACAGCGAGACUUCAUGUGCGGCACCCCCAAAACACUACCUCGAGCUCGGAUGUAAACCCAUUCAAGAUGAAGGACAUUCCUGUCCGAAUAGGUUUGAGUGUCCGACGCUGACGGAUCGUGACGGACAGAAGUGCUAUUUCAAUGGUAACAUUUACGAGUCUGGCAGUUCGCUGUCCAGACAAGACCAAGAAUUGGUUUCCUGUGAUCCUGGUUGUCGUUGUGCUAACUAUACAUCACCCGCUUCCUUUAUCUGUGCCCACAUCGAUUGUCCCGAAUUCUUCGGAGGAAUUAAAGAAGACUGUAUCUACCAGUAUGAGGCACGCGGAUGCUGCUCGUCAAAUCAUGUUUGUGGUGCGGAAAUGAACAAACUGAGCGAGUGCUACUUAGAAGGUGAAAAAUACCUGGAAGGACAGAAAAUGUACCCCAAAGAGGACAGCUGUUACAUCUGCCAUUGCCAGAAGGGUUUCGACAAUAGUACCGUCACAAAAAAUCCUAACUGCUAUGAGAUAAACUGCGGCAUUGAGUUGCGCAGCACGCAGUGGUUGGCCGAUGGUUGUAUACCGAUCUACUUCGGAACGGACCGCUGCUGCCCAAUCUCGUGGAGAUGUCCCGAUGAUAAAGACACUGUAAUCGUGGAAGGACGGCAGGAUACACCGGAAACAGUUAAUCCACUGAUGCAGUGCACUUUUGGCAAUCUAACGAUGAAUAUAGGAGAUUCUAUUUCAUCUGACGAUAAAUGUGUCGCCUGCAAAUGCACUGUCCCUCCGAUGCCUCACUGUAUACAGACUAGAGAUUGUUGAAAGAGAUGUUUAUUGAUAUUGGAAAAAUGUGUUGGAAAUCUAUAAUAACUUAUAAAUAAAAAGACCUCUUUGGAUGGAGUGUUACCUA